UUCUGUUUCAAAAAAACCCAAACAGAUGGGCCGUGCGUGUUCUUGACAGCGACGGCUUGCCUAAGUAUCAGUUUGUACUUCUUAGCUAGAUAGCCAAUUGUAUGUUUUUUUAAUGAAUACAAAACAGCUUUUCCUCGCUUCAGUUAACAGUUAGCUAAUUUAUAGCCGGCUGUUCACGUAUACUAGCUAACAACAUUAGUAAUAACUGACCAGCUAGGAAUAAUAGCUGCUAAGCUAAAGCGAAUGUAGAAUGUUAGCUUGUGAGCUAGCCUUCACUGAAGGCUUUAUGGAAUAUGCCGUCAAUUCUGUCUUAUAAAGUGAUUGUAUGGCCUAAUUAGUAUUUACUUACUGGACUGAGCUUGCAUAGGUAGGUAGGUAGCACCCCUCGUAAUUUAACACACUUUAACGACCUCUCAAAGGGGAAUAAGAUGUCUGUGGAACUCGAUGUGUUUGUGGGAAACACCACCAUCAUGGACGAGGAAGUCUACCAGUUGUGGCUCGACGGUUAUACAGUGAAUGAGGCGGUGCGGGUGCGGAUGGAGGGAGGGGUGCUGGAGGAGUGGGAGGCCAGUGCGGAGGUGCUUCACAGUGACACCAUGGACCAGUUCCGCACCUUCCAGAUGUGUGAGCGUCUUCUCCACAGCCCAGCCAAGCUGGCCAAUCAGCUUCUGUUCCAGAUCCCUCCACACAGACAGGCCAUGCUCAUUGAGAGGUACUACGCUUUUGACAGUGCCUUCGUGCGAGAAGUCCUGGGGAAGAAACUGUCCAAGGGAACGAAGAAAGACCUGGAUGAUAUCAGCACAAAGACGGCGAUCGCGCUGAAGAGCUGCCGACGCCAGUUCGAUAACUUCAAGCGUGUGUUUAAAGUGGUGGAAGAGCUGAAGGGCUGUCUUGUGGAGAACAUUCAGCAGCACUUCCUGCUGUCUGAUAGGCUGGCCAGGGACUAUGCGGCCAUUGUCUUCUUUGUGAACAACCGCUUCGAGACAGGAAAGAGGAAGCUGCAGUAUCUCUCCUUCCAGGACUUUGCCUUCUGCGCCUGCCAGCUCAUCAACUACUGGACCGUGGGGGCCGUGGGUGAGAGAGAGAGAGAGACGGGCGUCGUGACACGCAGCCUGCGCCGACAGCGCGACUUCGAUAACAUGGUGGAGGACAUGGAUGUGGAUCUAGAUAAAGAGUUUCUGCAGGACCUGAAAGAUCUGAAGAUUUUAAUCACUGAUAAGGACAUGUUGGAUCAGCACAAGAGUCUCGUGUGUACGGCUCUUAGGGGGAAGACGAAAGUAUUCAAUGAGAUGGAGACCAACUUCAAGAACCUUUCCCGAGGCCUAGUUAACAUUGCUGCCAAACUUUUGAAUGCAAAAGAUGUCCGAGAUUUCUUCAUUGACCUCGUGGAGAAGUUUAUUGAGCCCUGUCGGUCUGACAAAUGGACAGCUGCGGACGUGAAGCUCUUCCUCACCCACUAUACCAAUUCCGCGCACAUACUCGACGCCUUCAAGCACCAGGCGGUUUGGGACAGGUAUAUGGGCGUCAUCAAGAGCUGCAUUCUGAAAAUGUACCACGACUAGGAUGUCGUCUCAAUCCCUUCUCCAUCGCUGCCUCGUUAUUUUCGUCUUCUCUCAUUCCGUCUCAUUUUUCCACCGCUUUCCCUGGUUGGUGCUUAGCUGUACACCUCCCUUGUGUCAAUUCCUUCGGCCAUUUCUCAUUUCUGUUAAAUUUCUCUUCUUCAUUUUGCUCCGUUACCUCUGCCUUGUUCUUUGUUGCUGCCUUAUCUGGUCUCUCCUUUUCUGUUUGGUCCUCUUUUACAAUUUCACUGGUGCGCUGCGUUCACUUGUAAGUAAAAUCUCCACUCUUUCUCAUGGAGGUACCCUGUGUGGUUUAAAUCACCGCCAAAUUGCAAUAAAAGUAUUUGUUUGACAUUG
This is a messenger RNA of Anguilla anguilla (European eel), 1916 nucleotides long. RefSeq names its product fibroblast growth factor (acidic) intracellular binding protein a (gene fibpa). The record is from RefSeq and is a predicted model, not a curated record. The transcript is spliced from 11 exons. Lineage: Eukaryota; Metazoa; Chordata; Actinopteri; Anguilliformes; Anguillidae. The coding region runs from base 429 to 1562 and encodes 377 amino acids. Gene Ontology annotation, molecular function: fibroblast growth factor binding. Gene Ontology annotation, biological process: platelet aggregation. Gene Ontology annotation, cellular component: nucleus.